AUGUCUGACCAAGAUGCCACGACCCCGCGAGUCUUUCUAGCUCGCCACGGGGAAACCGAGUGGACCAUCAACGGCCGCUACACGGGCGUCACCGAGCUCGACCUGACCCCGCGCGGUGUCGGCCAAGUCCGGGCGUCGGGCGCGCAGCUGGUCGGCCCCGGACGGCUGCUCGACCCGGCCAGCAUCGUCCGCAUCUUUGUCAGCCCGCGCAAGCGCGCGCAGACGACCCUCGGGCUGCUUUUCGGCGACGGCGAGGCGUCGCAAGUCGACGCGUCCAAAGUCGUCACCACCGACGAGAUUGCGGAGUGGGACUAUGGCGACUACGAGGGCCUGCUCACAAAGGAAAUUCGGGAGCUGCGCGCCAACAAGGGACUUGAUACCGCUCAGCCGUGGGAUAUCUGGCGCGACGGCUGCGAGGGGGGAGAGACAGCGCAGCAGGUCACGGCGCGUCUGGAUGCCUUGAUACAAAAGAUUUACGACAUUCAGCGCGACAACAUGCAUGGAGAGCACCCAGCAGAUGUUGUUCUGGUCGCCCAUGGCCAUAUUCUGCGCGCCUUUGUCAAGAGGUGGCUUUUGUAUCCAAUGGAGUCGCCAUUGCCACUGAUGAUGUCGCCGGGCGCUAUUGGAGUUCUGAGCUACGAUAAUCACAGCAUUCAGGAACCCGCCAUCAUGGUUGGACUGUCAAUGCCAUCCAGCACUUAG
This is a messenger RNA of Cordyceps militaris CM01, 702 nucleotides long. Its product is annotated as Phosphoglycerate mutase. The coding region runs from base 1 to 702 and encodes 233 amino acids. The transcript is spliced from 5 exons. Gene Ontology annotation, molecular function: sedoheptulose-bisphosphatase activity. Lineage: Eukaryota; Fungi; Ascomycota; Sordariomycetes; Hypocreales; Cordycipitaceae. Gene Ontology annotation, biological process: ribose phosphate biosynthetic process. The record is from RefSeq and is a predicted model, not a curated record.